UUGUUGGCAGCAACACAAGUCUUUAGUUAGACCAGCAGUGAUAAUUAAAUACACGUAUCUAUUUUGAACGAGUAUUGUGUUAGGAACGAGCCGAGAUGCCCGCGCGCUCGCCCUAAAAACUUUCAGUUAAACACAAUAAAACAAAAAUGGAUUAUAUCAAGCGUGAAAUACCAGUCUGCGAAGUUUGCCAAAAGCCAGCCAGUCAAACAUGUGGUGGGUGCAAACUUGUGUAUUACUGUUCGAGGGCUCACCAAAAAUUGGGAUGGAAAGAAGGCCACAAAUCAAAAUGCUGCGGUUACAAAAUUCAAUAUUCCGAAGAAUUGGGAAGACACAUGGUAGCCACAAGAGAUAUCCAACAAGGUGAAAUAAUAUUGAGAGAAAAGCCGGCCGCAAUUGGUCCAAAGAUUUCUUGCAAGCCACAUUGCUUGUCAUGUGGCCUUAAACUGGAACCGAUCCAGAAAGAUGACGAAUUAGACUUCUACAAAUGUUCAUCAUGCAAUUGGCCAAUGUGUGGUGUUGAUUGUGAAAAAGCUGAAGUACAUAGGGAAGAAUGUAAGAUUAUGACUAAAAGAAAUUACAAAUGUAAAAUUAAAUACGAAAGUUCAGACAAACAAGAAGCAGCGUACUGCAUCAUUGCACCAAUGAGAGUACUAUUAAUGAAACAAACUAAUCCUCGUCAAUUCGAAAGUAUAAUGAGCUUGGAAUCUCAUCUAGAGGACAGAAUAAACACACCAUUAUAUUUGGUUUUAAAGGCCAAUCUUGUCACGUUCAUUAUUCAAGUACUCGGGCUGUCUUUUGAUGAGGAAACUAUUUUAAAAGUAUCUUCGAUAUUUGACACUAACUCCUUUGAUGUGAGAUCUCCGGAUGGAUCUAAAAGGUUACGAGCUAUUUAUGUGACAGCGUCGAUGAUGAACCAUAACUGCAGACCUAAUACGAGGCAUAUUUAUUUAGGCGAUGAUAAUACUUUAACUCUUAUUGCCACUGUGCCUAUUUUAAAAGGCGAAAUGAUAACUGCUACAUACACGCAGUCACUGUACGGUACUUUGGAUAGACGAAAGCUUUUAAAAACACAUAAAUGUUUCAAUUGCGAAUGCGACAGAUGUAAAGAUCCGACGGAAUUUGGUACAUAUUUAGGAAAUAUUUACUGCUCCGUCUGUAAUAGUGCUAGUUUAGAAUCAUCUUCGGAAAAACGUGGCAUGCUAGUUUCAACAAAUCCUUUAGAUGAAACAGCGCCUUGGCAUUGUGAAAAAUGUGGGUACUAUAUACAAAGCAGGCAAAUGUUUUGGGGCAAUAAUGCGUUAAAACAAGAACUAAAUACACUUAAUAAAUCUGGACCUAGAUGUUUCGAAGAAUUUAUUGAUAAGUAUAAAGCCACACUACAUCCGACGAAUCAUUUGGCCAUUCAAGCCAAAUUAGCCUUGGUGCAGAUUUAUGGAAAUUAUGAGGGGUAUACAUUGGCAGAUCUUCCAGACCAUCUUAUAAAACGUAAAAUAGACCUUUGCCAUGAUCUGUUAGAUGUAGCUGAUAAACUUGAGCCAGGUUGGUCAAGGUUCCGUGGCACCAUAUUGCUGGAACUGCAAUCUGCUAUGACGAUGCAAACCAAGAGGGAAUUCGAAGACGAUAUAAUAACCAAAUCUGCAGCACAGGACCAAUUAAUGGAAAGCAUGGUACUCUUGCAAGAAGCUGCGAAUAUACUGAGAAUAGAACCUCAUAUGAAGACAGUUCUGGAGACAAAAGUUCAAGAAUUAUCUAACUUACUAGACAACACAAAUCUCUAGUAUUGGCUAACGCUUUACAGCAUUAUAGUAGGUUCCGGUUAGUUUAAUUGAGACCACGUUAUAAUUUAUAAGGUAGGUACAAUUGAAAGUGGUUUUUUUAUCAUUUACAGAAAAUAUAUAAAUAACAUUAUACAAGUUUAUAUUUAGCAUUUAUAACAUACAUUUAUAUAGUUUUUAUCGUAAUUAUUCUAAAAAUAUAAACGCAUUUACAAGUUAUAUUGCAAGCCUUUCUAAUUCUUAAUAUUUUCAUUUUCAACCACCACCACAUCGUGUAUUUGACACUAUUUUGCUCCAGUUGCCAUUUUUUUUUCUACAUGCGUCGAAACUUUUAGCAUCUGUAGUAUUCUAAAGUUCACUUUAUUUCAUAUUGGUGAUAAGGUGAAAAGAGGCUUAACGUCGUUUAAUACCUGCUCUUUAUUCUAAAUAUCUUUAUUAAUUUUUUAUAUAUGUUCUACUUUUAGUGGUGUAACCUUUGUUGGUCUCGUAGUAGCUUCAUCGACCUUAGGAACACUAAGUUCCAUGGUGUGUUUGUUUAUAUGUAAAAUAUUUUUGACAACUCUUGAUAAUUUUCUAUUAGGACGUGGACUGUUAUCGAUGACGAAAAUUUUUUCAAUGUUGUUAUUUUGGAUUGACCGUUUCUUUUUCUUUACCUAGAGAAAUAAAUAAAAUUACAUUAA
Molecule: messenger RNA, 2455 nt
Organism: Melitaea cinxia (Glanville fritillary)
Lineage: Eukaryota; Metazoa; Arthropoda; Insecta; Lepidoptera; Nymphalidae
Gene: SmydA-2
Product: SET domain-containing protein SmydA-8
Exons: 3
Coding region: 147-1778 (543 amino acids)
Molecular function (GO): protein binding
Source: RefSeq, a predicted model, not a curated record